Messenger RNA from Chenopodium quinoa (quinoa), 2576 nucleotides. Its product is annotated as phosphoglucan phosphatase LSF1, chloroplastic-like. Gene Ontology annotation, cellular component: chloroplast; starch grain. Bases 422 to 2146 code for a protein of 574 amino acids. NCBI's taxonomy places the organism in Eukaryota, Viridiplantae, Streptophyta, Magnoliopsida, Caryophyllales, Amaranthaceae. The record is from RefSeq and is a predicted model, not a curated record. Gene Ontology annotation, molecular function: protein binding; protein tyrosine/serine/threonine phosphatase activity; carbohydrate phosphatase activity. The transcript has 10 exons. Gene Ontology annotation, biological process: starch catabolic process; protein dephosphorylation.
GUUAUUAUUGAUAAAUAUACAGUUAUUGUUGAUUUUAUACUAUUAUUUUUUAUUUUAUAUUGUUAUUAUUCCAGCGAGAUUUCUAAUGGAGAAAGAGGGAAAGAGAAAAGAGCGUAUUUUAUUAUUAUAUAAUUAUUGUUGAUUUUAUACUAUUUAUUAUUAACUUUUACACUGUUUUCGCCCUUUGGUACGGUCCAUACAUGGUAAAGGUCCAUCACACCUCGUAUUGUAUUUCUGUUACCCAGCACACAAAACGCGCACUUCCUCAAAAUUAUCACAUCAUAUAUCCACCUCGGAUCUCUCUACUUGACUACUUCUCCACUCACUUCACUCUCAUAUUCUCUCUAUCUCCUCUUCUGCGCACUCUGUUCCACCGUCAUCGACCGCUUGAAACAUCAUCUCGUAAUUACAUUUUCCUUCAAUGUCUUUGUGCAAUGGUCUGAUGUCUUCUUCAAUUUGGAGAACUGAUUUUACCUUAAAUGGAAGCAUUGAUCUCAUACUUAGGCGCACCAAUGGGCACAAAUACUUCAAUCACCCAAUUUAUAGGGUUUUUGCGAUGUCCAAGGACAAUCAAACUGCCUACAAGAUGAAUUUGAAUGAGUAUAUGGUCACCUUAGAUAAGCCUCUCGGAAUUCGCUUCGCUCUUUCGGUUGACGGCAAGGUUUUCAUUCAUUCUCUCCGAAAAGGGGGGAAUGCGGAGAAAUCAAGGAUAAUAAUGGUAGGGGAUACUUUAAAGAAGGCAGGUGAUUCUUCCGAUGGCCAGUUUUUAGAGAUCAAGGACAUUGGUGAUGCACAGAGUAUGCUCAAGGAGAAAGUUGGAUCUUUUAGCCUUGUUCUUGAGAGACCUUUUUCACCCUUUCCAAUAGAAGAGUUACUUUCAAUGAAUGACCUUGAUAUUCUUUUCAAUAGAGGCCGUGUCCCUGUAGCCACAUGGAGCAAGACCCUAGUGGCUUCAGCUUUGCAGGGGUCUAGUGAGAGUGGUGGGAAUUCAGGUUUUGUAGUGUUCUCUUCAAAGUUUCUUGUAUCACGGGCAUGGAAGAUGCUGAAUGGGCAAAAUGGAAAUGGUUAUCUGUUAUCACAACAUAACAGUUUACCAGCAUCACUUACCCAGCUUGUUUGCAUAUCUGUGGAAGAAGAUUCCACUGAUGCUGAAUGGUCUCAUGGAAGCUUUCCGUUAGGUGAAUAUACCAAGGCAAUUGAUCGUUCUAAAGGAGAAAUCUACUAUAACCAUUCUCUUGGUAUGCAGUACAGCAAGAUAACUGAACAGUUAUAUGUAGGUUCCUGCAUACAAAGAGAAACUGAUGUUGAGGCUCUAGCGAGUUUGGGAAUCACUGCUCUCUUAAAUUUCCAGAGUCCGAUUGAAGCAGAAAACUGGGGAAUCAACUCUAAUUCUAUCAAGGAGUGUUGCCAUAAAUGUGAUAUUCUGAUGAUCAAUUACCCCAUAAGGGAAGGAGAUUCCUUUGAUAUGAGGAAGAAACUGCCAUUUUCCGUGGGACUGUUAUUGCGCCUGUUGAAAAAAAACCACCGAGUUUUUGUCACUUGUACAUCAGGGUUUGACCGUUCUCCAGCAUGUGUCAUUGCAUAUCUGCACUGGAUGAUGGACACUUCGCUAAAUGCAGCUUAUAAUUUUGUCACUGGACUUCACACUUGCAGGGCUAACAGGCCAGCAAUAGCUUGGGCAACAUGGGAUCUCAUAGCCAUGGUUGAUAAAGAUAGACAUGACAGGCCAGCGACCCAUGCUGUGAUAUUUGUCUGGAAUGGACAUGAGGGUGAAGAUGUGUGCUUGGUUGGGGAUUUCACUGGUAAUUGGAAAGAUCCAAUAAAGGCAGUGCACAAAGGAGGGCCAAGAUAUGAAAUUGAAGUUCGGCUACCACAAGGGAAGUACUACUACAAGUACAUUGUUAAUGGCCAGUGGAGGCACUCGAUGACUUCACCAACAGAAAGAGAUGAAAGUGGAAAUGUUAAUAAUAUCAUUAUGAUUGGUGAUACAGCAAGUGCAAGGCCCUCUGUCCAGCAACACAUAAAGGAUGCUAAUAUUGUGAAGGUCAUUGAGAGACAGCUGACAGAAAACGAGCGCUUUAUGCUGGCUAAAGCAGCACGCUGCAUUGCUUUCUCUAUAUGUCCAAUAAGAUUGGUGCCCAAGUAGCCCCUUAAACAAGCUUCUAAAAAGAUUAUUUUGGAAUGAAAGGCGAAGUCUUAUGAGAGUAUAAUCAAACCCAAAUGAGUAGCUGCGUAUUUGUGGUGUAUGUGUAAAAACUUGUAACAUACACGCUGUAAGAUUAUGGCAAGUUAAUAGAUGUCUAUGUGCAAGAUGAUACCGGAUGUGGAGGAUUUAAUUUGCCAUCUUUGGGCCUUAGUUGAUCAUUGAAGCCACUAUAAUGGAAAAAGGUAAUGAUACAAUGAAAAUUCUAGGAUGUAAAAAAUUAGGGAAAGCCUUGUGAAAACAAUUUUAUUUAGGAAAAAUACACUUUAUUAAUCCCAACUAUGACCAAUUUACUUUGAAUAAUCUCAACUUUCACCUCCGUUUUCUUCUAUCAAUCCCGAAAAUCGGUUACCUGCUGAAAAGGUUUUUUUUU